This is a messenger RNA of Halichondria panicea, 2079 nucleotides long. RefSeq lists its product as uncharacterized. The record is from RefSeq and is a predicted model, not a curated record. The transcript has a single exon. The coding region runs from base 1046 to 1999 and encodes 317 amino acids. NCBI's taxonomy places the organism in Eukaryota, Metazoa, Porifera, Demospongiae, Suberitida, Halichondriidae.
CAGAGGUGACACACCCUUCUUUGUUUUUCGAUUCUAGAGAGUCGAUUUGUACGAUCUCGCUGAGCAGAUGGCUUGCAAUUUAAAAAUCUUAGGAGCAGCCUGGGGAACCGCUGAUGUCACUGCUGAAGUAUGGAGCAUGGUGAAAAAAGAUUGUCUCGUUGUUGAAGCAGAGAACUCAACCUUUGGUUUUGACCCUAUGCGUGGGCAUAAUAAGUUUCUUGUUGUGUGUUACCAAUAUGCAGAUCAAAAACCUCUCAUUACUGCUGUAAAAGAGCAUGAUUCAAUCCGUCUUUCAAAGGCCAAAUCUCAGGAGAAUGAAACAUCAAUAUCUUCGGAAAGUUCCACAACAUCUUCUCACCAGCCUGCUCCUAAAGGAACCAUCACCAUUCUGGGAGCUGUGUGGGGAGUCAAGGAUGUUACGGAGCUUGCUCAACAGUUUGUUAUGGGAGGUGGAACCAAGUUCAUGAAGCCUGCAACGAAAGAAGUGUGGAAAGGAAUCGAUGGUUGGCCGGGUGCGGUGAAGACCCUUGUUGUUAUCUAUCAGUACUCUGAUAUUUCAAUGAUGAGUAUUGCUAGGGAGACGGAAACAAUGCAUUUUGAAGUAUCACCUCCUCUUUCAUCCUUGGUGCAGCAUACGGGCUUGAACCAGUGACGCAGCAAGUGCGAGAGCUCAUCAAAAAUCGUCAACUUCAUUUGACACCAAAGUUGAUUCUCCCAGAUAAUACCUGGCCGGGGCACUACUACAAGAGCUUUGUGAUGGUCUACCAAUAUGGUAUUGAAAAACCUCAGUUGCUUAUUUCCGACAGCUCUACGAAAGUUAGCAUCUUAUAUGAGCGUCACGAACAAGAAGAAGUCAACAAAGAAGUCGACCUAGACCACCUUUUGAUUCUUGGAGCAGCAUAUGGAUUAAUAAAUGUGACAGAAAACAUACAAGAUAUUGUCAAGGCGUUACAACACAUCGAAUUGUCUACUAUGGUGAACAACUUGACGAUGAAAUGCGAUGGUUUGAAAUUUCAUGACAAGACGUUGGUAGUAAUCUAUCAGUAUGGACGCAGCCCGCCAGUUGUGUCCAUCACCCAGGAGGGAAAAUGUUGAAAUCACGAAGAUGCUACCACCAACUUAUGUAGGGUUUCUCGACUCAACAAAUUUGGUGGACGAUGCAGAUGUGAUUUUGCUCAGUGCUGUAAACAACAAUUAUGUGGCAUACAUACCCAACGAUGACAAGCUUGGAGCUACCACUAAAAACUCUGGCUGCGAAUUCACAAUCGAGCCAGAUUCUCCUGGAAUGUAUUACCUCCAAGAAAAGCAGUCGAGGAAAUUUUGUUCAGUGAAUAUAGAUGGCUACCUCACUUUGAAAAGCGAAGAGGGAAAAACGUUGUUCAAGCUAAUGCUCUCAACAACUGGCAAAGUUCGGCUUGCUACAACUGACAACAAAUUUGUUCGACUUACUGAUGACAAUUUUUUGAAAGCUGAUACUACUGAGCACCUUAUUGCAAGCACAUCUUUUCAGUUGGCAGUGGAUUGUGCUGGCAAUAGCCAACAACCUUCAAGCACCGAAUGGAGAAACCUUUCCAGCCACAAAAAACUGCGGCUCUCAUUUAUUUGCGAAGUGACUAGGGGAUUUUUUCUGGUACUAGGCUUCAAGUCAUUCUUACGCACAGCCUCACCUAGCGUUGGACUACUCCAUCUAAUCCAGGGCAAUGAAAAUUCCGUGAAAGCUCUUCAUACACUCAGGAAAGAACUACGACCCACAACAAGUGUGACGAAAGCUGUUUGCUCAGCAAUUUGCUUCUUGAAUAUUGUCUGGAAGGAGGGACUGUUGUGGAAGGUAUUCAAAUUCUUACAACUUGAAGAGGGUGUGAUAAUCUACACUGAAAUCUUUACUCAAGUUAUCCAAGUGCUACUUCUUCCUGAAGCCGAAGCAGCUCUUUUACUAGGCAGUUUUACUACCUGGGCGCUCGAGCUGAUCAAUACCAGCAAGAAAGUUGCUGUAGACUGACAAACCUUCAUAGUGACUAGUUUAUUAGUUUAUUAGUUACCUUGUAUACAUACUCGAUUGAUUGUUUAUUUUGUGAUCCA